Molecule: messenger RNA, 507 nt
Organism: Scutellospora calospora
Lineage: Eukaryota; Fungi; Glomeromycota; Glomeromycetes; Diversisporales; Gigasporaceae
Source: the annotation of a GenBank genome assembly
AUGUAUGGGCGCGUCGCUGAGUGGAAGCCUUAUCCUGGUCUUACGUUCACGCGGUGGAAGUGUUUAGAUGCUGCAGCAACACCAUUGUGUACAUUUUUACCUACAUCUAUGUUUAUUUGUUUACAUGCAAACGAGCGAUCAGCCCUUCACACAAGACGUACAUGGAUUAAAACAAGAUGUGAAGAUUCACAACAACCCUCUCCAGGCCUCUGGUCGGAGCCCGAAGGCUACUAUCAGAAGAGUCUCGCCGCGCUGUGCAAUGCAGGAGACUUAUCUGGUCUAAGGGGCAUUCAUGAUCGCCCCCGACGCCGCAAGAUGAAGCUCCCAUCACUUCACAUGCAAUCACGUGAACAUCAAACUAGUUGUAAUCUGGCGCGAGGUGAACUCCAGUCUGGAGAAAUGAGAUCUACAUUGGUGACGUUGCGACCACCUAAAGAGGAAGGUCGCCGUCACAUCCAUGUGAACUACGAUACCUAUAACCAGCGACAUAAAUCUAAAAGCCAAAGU